CAGCGCGAGGAAGCUAACGCUAACGACCUCAGAGCUGCUCCGCUCGCGCUGUAAAAUGGCUGGUGCUGAAGAUGGAGAGUAGAAAACAAUUAAAUACAAUAUAAGAAGAGAUAAAGUGACACCAGGACAAGGACAACCUCGACGUUGGUCGUGGUAUUAUUUCUCUCUUAUAAGGGUGCCACAGUGCUAAGCAGCAAUCAUGGACACCACUACGUCUAUAAAGAUGACCACUAUAGCCAUCCAGAACCUCUUCAGCUAUGUGGAAGAGGAGAAUCUGGCUGCCCUUAAAGCCCACCUGGAAAAGUUUAAAGAAGUGGAUGGCCGCAGUGACAAUGGCCAGACCCCUCUAAUGCUGGCUGCAGAGCAGGGCAGUUUGGAGAUUGUCCAAGAACUCAUCAGACGAGGUGCCAAUGUCAAUCUGGAUGAUGUGGACUGCUGGUCUGCCUUGAUCUCUGCAGCUAAGGAGGGGCAUGUGGAGGUGGUAAAAGAGCUUCUGGAUAACAGCGCUUAUAUUGAGCACAGAGACAUGGGAGGCUGGACUGCUCUCAUGUGGGCUGCAUAUAAAGGUCGUGUGGAGGUUGCAACGGUUCUCCUGGAGAACGGGGCCAAUCCCAACACGACAGGACAGCAGUAUAGUGUAUACCCCAUCAUUUGGGCUGCUGGCAGAGGUCAUGCUGAAAUCGUCAAGCUCUUGUUAAAGGAAGGAGCAAAAGUCAACUGUUCUGACAAGUAUGGCACCACUCCAUUGAUCUGGGCUGCCAGGAAGGGCCACUAUGACUGUGUGAUGCACCUGCUAGAGAACGGCGCUGAUGUUGACCAGGAGGGGGCAAAUUCAAUGACAGCACUGAUCGUGGCUGUAAAAGGUGGCUACACAGAGGUUGUAAAGGAGCUGUUGAAGAGGAACCCCAAUGUUAACAUGACUGAUAAAGAUGGCAACACAGCCCUGAUGAUCGCAGCCAAGGAGGGCUACACCGAGAUUGUCCAGGAUUUGCUGGAUGCAGGGACCUACGUCAACAUCCCUGACAGGAGUGGUGACACAGUGCUGAUUGGAGCUGUUCGGGGGGGCCAUGUAGAAAUUGUGCGAGCCCUGCUGCAUAAGUAUGCUGACAUCGACAUCAGGGGACAGGACAAUAAGACAGCUUUGUACUGGGCUGUAGAGAAGGGCAAUGCCACCAUGGUCAGAGACAUCCUGCAGUGUAACCCUGACACAGAGACCACUACCAAGGAUUCUGAGACUCCCUUAAUCAAAGCUACCAAGAUGAGAAACAUUGAAAUUGUGGAGCUACUCCUGGACAAGGGGGCGAAAGUGUCCGCUGUGGAUAAGAAAGGGGAUACACCUCUUCAUAUUGCUAUUCGUGGGAGGAGCCGCAGACUGGCUGAGCUACUUCUGCGCAACCCUAAAGAUGGCCGCCUGCUCUACAAGCCCAAUAAGGCAGGAGAGACACCAUACAACAUCGACUGCAGCCACCAAAAAAGCAUUCUUACUCAAAUUUUUGGAGCCAGACACCUGUCCCCCACUGAGACAGAUGGUGACAUGCUGGGCUAUGACUUGUACAGCAGUGCACUGGCUGACAUCCUGAGUGAACCCACCAUGCAGCCUCCUAUCUGUGUUGGCCUGUACGCUCAGUGGGGCAGCGGCAAGUCCUUCUUGCUCAAGAAAUUAGAGGAUGAGAUGAAGACAUUUGCAGGGCAGCAGAUUGAGCCACUGUUCCAGUUUUCUUGGCUAGUGGUGUUCCUGUCACUCUUGCUGUGUGGCUCUGUGGCUCUACUCCUUGGCUUUACUGUGGACCCCAACCUAGCCAUUGCUGUUUCCCUCAGCCUUCUGGCUCUGCUCUACUUGUUCUUUGUGGUUGUAUACUUUGGGAGUAGGCGUGAAGGCGAAAGCUGGAACUGGGCUUGGGUUCUCAGCACUCGGCUCGCUCGACACAUUGGCUACUUGGAGCUACUGCUGAAACUCAUGUUUGUUAAUCCUCCAGAGCUGCCUGAGCAGACCACACGGGCACUGCCUGUCAGGUUCUUGUUUACAGAUUAUAACAGGCUGUCCAGUGUAGGUGGAGAGACAUCCAUGGCAGAAAUGAUUGCCACUCUCUCUGAUGCCUGUGAAAGAGAGUUUGGCUUUAUGGCCUCCAGAUUAUUCCGCGUCUUUAAGACAGAGGACACUCAAGGCAAAAAGAAAUGGAAGAAGACAUGCUGCAUCCCAUCCUUUGUGAUCUUCCUUUUCAUCCUGACUUGCCUGAUCACGGGCAUGGCUUUGCUGGCUGUCUUCAAGGUAGACAGCCGCAACCAGACGGUAAAUGCUGUGUUGGUUGCCAUGGCAAGCGUGGUGGGCCUGGCUCUUCUGUUGAACUGCAAAACAUGGUGGCAGGUGACUGACUCAGUGCUGAACUCACAGAGGAAGAGGCUGCACAGUGCUGCUAACAAGAUGCAAAAACUCAAGAGUGAAGGCUUCAUGAAGGUGUUAAAAAGUGAGGUGGAACUCAUGGCAAAAAUGGCAAAGACUAUCGACAGCUUCACCCAGAAUCAAACACGUCUAGUUGUCAUCAUCGAUGGUCUGGAUUCUUGUGAGCAAGACAAAGUUUUGCAAAUGCUGGAUACGGUGAGGGUGCUUUUCUCCAAAGGUCCGUUCAUCUCUAUCUUUGCCAGUGACCCUCACAUCAUAAUUAAAGCGAUUAACCAGAACCUGAACAGUGUACUGCGUGACUCCAACAUCAACGGCCACGAUUACAUGCGCAACAUCGUACACCUGCCCGUCUUUCUCAAUAGCCGAGGCCUCAGCAGUGCUAAGAAGAUGUGUGCACCACCUGCAGCCAACGGAGAAACAGGAAAUUCAGAGGGUUGGCAUGAGGAACUGGACAGAAAGCUAUCCCAAAAUAGUAUUGGUGAAAUGGCUAAGCUGGGUAGUAAGAGCACUUUGAAUCGCAGGGACACAUACCGGCGUCGUCAGAUGCAGAGAUCCGUCACGCGCCAAAUGUCCUUUGACUUCUCUAAGUUGCUGGUCACUGAGGACUGGUUCAGUGACAUCAGCCCUCAGACUAUGAGAAGACUUCUCAACAUUGUGUCUGUCACAGGUCGAUUACUGCGGGCCAAUCAGAUCACUUUUAACUGGGACCGGCUGGCGUCCUGGAUCAACCUGACUGAGCAGUGGCCCUACCGAACAUCGUGGCUUAUCCUGUACCUGGAGGAGACAGAAGGAAUUCCCGAACAGGCCACACUCAAAAGCAUCUAUGAAAGAAUUUCCAAGAACAUUCCCACCACUAAAGAUGUAGAGCCAUUGCUGGAGAUAGAUGGAGACGUUCGGAGUUUUGAAGUAUUCCUCUCCUCUCGCACUCCAGUGCUGGCUGCUCGAGAUAUCCGCACCUUUCUACCCUGCACGGUCAACCUGGACCCUAAGCUCAGAGAGAUUAUAGCAGAUGUCCGUGCUGCUCGGGAGCAGAUGAACAUGGGUGGGAUUACUUAUCCUACGCUGCCCCUGCAGGACCCUGGCGUCCGCCCCACAUCCAUCUACAGCCAGCAUUCCUCAGCCUGCUCACCCACCGCCUCAUACAACGGGCCAUACAAUGUGACCGGUGUGUCCCCACAGCCCCAUAGUGCCUUCUACAGCACCGUAGCUGGCCCUCAGCACCCAUAUUACAACAGGCCUUAUUUCCCCCACCAUGUUUAUGUGCUGCCCCGGCAGUACACUGGCAGCUCCCAUCACAUUUACAUCCCUGCACCUCCACGCCCACUCAUUAAAGCGAACCAUCCCAGGGAGCCUAGCUCUGCAAUCCAGUUUAAGGUAGCACCUUUGAAAACGAAGCAGGGCACUGCUUCUGUGGUGUCAGGCACCCCAUCUGUGUUGCUCAGCUCCAUGAAUACAGACAUGGUGUGUGAACGUCUCAGAGUGAUGGAAGGCAUCGACCAAGUCAUGCUGGCCCAGUACACUGCCACUAUUAAGAAGGCCAAUGUCAAUGGACGGGUCUUAUCCCAAUGUAACUUGGAUGAGCUGAAGAAAGAAAUGAACAUGAACUUUGGAGACUGGCAGCUCUUUAGAGGAAUUGUGAUGGAUUUACGUCAAUUGGAGAGCCAAGUCCUGCAUGAAGAAGCCCCCAGUGAGCAGGGCAGCAGCAUGGUGGGUCACGGAGAGACUACUAGGACUCGAAGUAUUCCAGGCCAUGGCGGACCUGCUAACAAUGAUAACUCCCCCAUGUACAACUUUAACCUUAGCUUUGAGGAACUCUCUAAUGUGGGCCUUGAUGAGAUUCAGAAGAAUCCCAAUCCCCCAUGGAUGAACACUACACACCGUACCCCCAGCAUGUCCAGUCUGAACUCUCAGGAGUCCUCCAAUGAGAUCUGCAAACUAACUGACAAGCAACAGGCUGAGUACCGCAAUGCCUACCAAGAGUACAUUGCCUCAAUGUCACAGCUUGAGGCAACAGGCAGUGGGAUGGAGAAGCCUGUGCAGCCCCAUCCAGGCCAAUUUAUGCACUCCAACUCUGAUGAUAAGAAUAAAGAUGGAUGUGAUCAAGAUGGACGCAAGUCUGCCUCUAAGCGAACUGCUGGAAAACCAGCAGAUGCAACUGACUACGCUUCCAGUGAAGCUGCAACUCUAGACCCCAUCAGCGAGGAGGAUGAAAAGCUUGACCAUGGCUCGUCCAAGUCCUUGCUUGGCCGCAAGAGCUCAGCAGAGAAGCUGGGCCUCUUCCAGAGUGCUGACCUGAAGCUGAAAGCCACAGGAGGGCUGCGUUACCAGAAACUGACCAGUGAUGAUGAAGAGUCAGAGGAGUCUGAUAACACCCCCCUGAUCAAGGAUGGCAAGAAAGUAGAACCCAAGCACUGCGAGAAUGAGGAUUCAUCUUUGGCAAAGGGGAAAGAGUACCUUUCUGACGGCAUGCUGGACAAGAAGGACUCUUCUGAUUCAGGAGUCCGGUCCAACGAAAGUUCACCCAACCAUUCUCUGCAAGAUGAGGAGGCUGACCUGUCUCAGUCAGAGAGGACCAACCUUAUCGAGCUAGAUGAAGAGAGUCUAGCCCGCAAGAGAGGCCUGCCUAAUAGUUUGAGUGGUCUCCAGGAUCCGGCAGUUGCACGCAUGUCGAUCUGUUCCGAAGACCAGUGCAGCCUCCUUGCCAGUAGCCCUGAGGAAAGCUGGCCAUCUUCUAGAAGCUACAACCUGAACCGCACUCCCAGCAACAACACACUUAACAACAACACCAACGCUCAGCAGGGGAACCGUCCACGCCAGUCAAAUGAAAGUUCCAAAACCAACGGCAGCGAGGUCAUCGUGACCCCUGGGUCCAGCACAACUACCACCACCUCCACAUCCAGCACCCAUAAUGAGAAUGUACGUGUAGUGCAUUUGAAGAGAGGCCUGAAUCCUGGAGACCCACCUGAGAUCUGCACCGUGACCUCUGACACAGUGGUCUUCAGCGAGGAGCGUGAGAGCAUCCUGUGAGACCCUGCACCCUAGUUCUAGAAAGUUUUGUUUUAGACAUGUGGUGUUGCUCUCCAGAUUUCAGUGUUUGUUGUUGUGAUGCAUGCUCAGUGAAAUGUGUAAUCCUGAUGAUUCAGUGAUGGCUCUGUAUUUCAGUAUUAAAUAGUGGUAGUCGGUCCACUGUAGUUUACCUAAAUAAAUGCUGCCUACAUCCUUGUUUUAUCAGUUACUUUUCUAGAAUCAAUGUUAAAUUUAUUUAAUAGUCCCUUAUGAAAUAUACAGUUACCAGUAUUAUUGCUUGAUUUGGGUUUCAAAUAUGUUAAAUUGGACAAGGCAAAAACAUGAGCCCUCAAGACAUCUAUGAAAAAAACACUGGUAAUUGUAGGCUAUAAUUAAACACAUCAGCUAAGUGUCAGUUACUUUAUUAGAAAUAAUAUUUAUUGGUUAUGAAACACGACUGUGUUGUUUUGUGUUGUGUUGUAUUACAUUACAUUGUCACUUUGCAUGCUUACUGUUAAAAUAUGAGAGGAUUUGCUUGAAACUUUAAGCUCUAGACUAAAAGAAAAAAAAAUGUUCUUUCUCUAAAGCCAACCUUUAUGGUUAAAAGGUAUUAAUAGUUUCGGUACGUUUUUGGUUCCUGACCUAGAGUAUGUAAAGUUUAAGGCUUGAAAAGCAUAAGAAGUGUCAUGUGUGUGUCUCAUUGUAGUUAAUGUCAAAAGUGAAGCAACUUAAAAAGCUGCAUGCACCAAGCUGUAACUUUGUCUGUUUAAUUGUAUUAACUGGAUGAAGCAAAAAAGAAAGAAAGCGGAUGUGCGAACUAUCGACCACAUAGGGAAAAAUAAAAUGUGUAUGUGAUGGUA
Molecule: messenger RNA, 6267 nt
Organism: Clarias gariepinus (North African catfish)
Lineage: Eukaryota; Metazoa; Chordata; Actinopteri; Siluriformes; Clariidae
Gene: kidins220b
Product: kinase D-interacting substrate 220b
Exons: 30
Coding region: 200-5428 (1742 amino acids)
Molecular function (GO): protein binding
Source: RefSeq, a predicted model, not a curated record